Funneliformis geosporum is the source of this 921-nucleotide messenger RNA. NCBI's taxonomy places the organism in Eukaryota, Fungi, Glomeromycota, Glomeromycetes, Glomerales, Glomeraceae. The record is from the annotation of a GenBank genome assembly.
AUGGAAAAGAGCGAAGACCCUUUGGUUGUUGACGGUGCACGAAAUAAGCUUGAAAAGAUUAGUAAAGAAUCCCAACGAAAGCGCAAAGCGAAAGCUAUCUCAAGAUCUUUGGAAGAACAGUCGAAGCGUCAAAGACGCAAACAAAAAGUUCAUCUUGAGUCCCACCUCACAGCUCAAUUAAAGGCCACUAGCGGUGAAAAAUUGGCUCUAAACCAAACACAUCUCCAGUUUAUCAAGCAAAAUGGUCCGAGUAUUGCUAACGAUGGUGUAAAUAAAGAACAUGAUUUAUCCAAUAAAUCGGAUGAUGAUUCGUAUACAGAUACUGAUUCAAGUCAUGAAAGUGAUGAUGAAUAUACACCUCCAUCUCCAACACCGCAGUAUUUUUCUGAAGAUUCAUUCACCGAAAAUGAAAAGAUUAUUAUCACUAAUGUUCCUUCGAGUUUAUCACGAUUAAGAGAUUCAGAGGCUGAUUUGAUUGUAAAUAAUGUUAACAUAUCAGCAAAAUUUAGAUCUUAUAUUAAUGAAUCCAUUUCACAUGCUAAUAAAACUAAUGGACUGUAUGUUGAGUCAAAUACACACGAGAUCCUAUCAUUAUCGUCAAUACUUGUUUUGAUACCGAAUUCUUAUUCUACAAAAAUGGUAGAAAUAUUCGGUUUGCGAGUACUUAAAUCAAUUCAUCAUGAAUUUACGCCGACAUUAUCUAUAUCACUGGAUACGGAAAUUGAACGCACGUAUAGGAAUGUUAUUAAAACAUGCUUGAAAGAUUCACGUAGCAGUGCAAUUGAUCUUUUAUGUACAAAUCUUACAAAUAGAAAGGAAUUGAGGAAUAAUUUUGGGUUUUUAAUGCUGGAUUUCUACCUAGGGAUGGGAAUGAUCCGAUCCAGACCGAAAGACCAUUGGUCCGGUCAUAGGACCGGUCUU